GGGAUUAGAUAACACUGGGUUUCCUUUUCUUUUGGGGGUCUCAAAAAUGAGGGGAAGAGGUUGUAGGAAGAGUUGUUAUUAUUGUUAUGUUUCUGUGUAAGAGUUGUAAGGCUGGCUCUUUCAAGGCUCUUUCUCCUCAGGCCCUUUCUAUACAGCUGAAUAAAACCCCACAUUAUCUUCUUUGAACUGGAUUAUAUUGCAGUGUGGAUUCAGAUAGCCCAGUUCAAAGCAGAUAUUGUGGAGUAUCUGCCUUGAUAUUCUGGGGCCCCUUGCACAGAGCUGCAUAAAACCCCACAUUAUCUUCUUUGAACUGGAUUAUAUUUCAGUGUGGACUCAAAUAACCCAGUUCAAAGCUGAUAUUGUGGGUUAUUUGCCUCGAUAUUCUUGGUUAUAUGGCUGUGUUGAAAGACCCUGAGGCCCCUUCCACACAGCUGAAUGAAAUGCCCACAUUAUCUUCUUUGAACUGGAUUAUAUUUCAGUGUGGACUUGGAUAAUCCAGUUCAAAGCAGAUAUUGUGAGUUAUCUGCCUCGAUAUUCUUGGUUAUAUGGCUGUGUUGAAGGGCGCUGAGGCCCCUUCAACACAGCUGAAUAAAAUCCCACAUUAUCUUCUUUGAACUGGAUUAUAUUGCAGUGUGGACUCAUAUAAUCCACUUCAGAGUAGAUAUUGUGGAUUAUCUGCCUCAAUAUUCUGUGUAGAAGGGCCCUGAGGCCCCUUCCACACAGUUGAAUAAAACCUCACAUUAUUUGCUUUGAACUGGGAUAUAUGGCAGUGUGGACUCAGAUAACCCAGUUCAAAGAAGAUAUUGUAGGAUUUUCUGCCUUGAUAUUCUGAGUUAUAUGACUGUGUGGAAUGGCCCCCAGUCCUGGGCUGUUAUGUGAAAAGUCUUCUGUUUGAAUGAAUGUGGUGCAGACACCUCCAGAACGUCCAAGGCUAUAUAUGUGUGUGUGUGUGUAUUGUGUUGACUUCUGCUCCAAGGUGAUAAUUUAUUAUUAGCAGGAAAAAUGGUUUGAGAGGGUGUCAAUGGAGCAAGGGGAACAGGAUCAGGGAGCCCUGAUGGAAAAGAGAGCAAAUUGAAAGCUUGUUAUAUAAUGCCACACUAUGUGGAUAACAAGAACAAGCUAUUUUUAUUUUGUUUACCGUAUGGUAUGCAAUAGGGACUCCUCCAAAAUAAUAUUUUCUUCCCAGCCGCCCUGGACCCAGCGAGAUCCAGGAGGGCACCCACAAGGUGGCAUGUUGUGCAUAAUAUAGUUUUGUGUAAUUGUUUAGGCACACGCACUGGCACACUCUUAUGCAGAUGCAUGCCUUGGAUGUGUAGAUCCUGUUCUCUCUGCAUAGAGAUGAUCACUACGUCGGCGAUUAAAAUAUUUAGUUCUGGCUGUUUUUGGAGCAACAUUCACCGCAACUUAGACAGGUGAUCCAAGCACUGAGUUUCUUGACCUCUCAAAGACAACCACCACCUCCAUUAUCGUUAUCUUCUCCAUUGAAAGAUUCUGUGUAAAUAAGCAGAAAACUAGCACAGUGGUUGAAUAUUUCAAGACUCAGAGGAUUUUUACAUCAAAGAAAAAUAGGAAAAGGCCUUGGUAAUUAUUCACAUCCUGGAGCACAAUGAAAGAGUUUUAAUGCACAGACUUCAGGUAAAAAGCGCUGCAGCAACAAGGACAGGCGAAAACCUUACCAUUGCACCUGGGAACACUCCUAUCAUUUGAAGUCAGGAGAGCACGUGUACCAACACAUUUGAAAACUAAGCAGAAGAUUCUAAAGAAGAUUGUUCAGGCUGACAUGAGAGCACCACUGAAGGCCUGUGAGCAAUCCAGCAACAUCUGCAAAUUCUUCAAGGUGAAAUCUGAAAGACCUAACAGACGACAGUGAAUGUUAGAUGCUUGCAGAGGUUUGUGCUCACGGAGAUGAUUCCUCAUGAAGUCUCUGGAUCCGCUUCACAAAUCAAAUGUGACUUUCCACUUAGCAGACUGAAACCAGAGCCAGCCAGGCAGUGAAGCCACAGAAGAAAAGGGCUGGGGCUGGUGAAACAUGAAAUCCAACCAGGAGAGAAGCAAUGAAAGCCUGCCACCUAAGAAGCGAGAGAUCCCUGCCACCAGCCUGCCUUCUGAUGUGAAGCCAUUAGUUUUGGCCAGUGAAAAUCACCGUGCAGAUAACUUAACAUGGCUCUCAAGUACAACCAGCAGUCAGAGCAGUGUGAGUGGGCGAAGCAGAUCUGGAGGGACCUUGGUGGAGGCUGGAUCACACCAGGGAAUAGGUUUACACAAAUCACUAUCUACAGGCAUGGAUUAUUCCCCACCUAGUGCUCCGAGGUCUGUUCCAGCCACUGCAACACUUCCCACCGUGUAUCCAUCGGCACUCUCACAGGCAGGGACACCUGUUUCCCCAGUGCAGUACACACAUCUGCAGCACACGUUCCAGUUUGUUGGGCCCCAGUAUAGUGGACCAUAUGCCGGAUUCAUCCCUUCUCCACUGAUUUCCCCCACAGCCAGUUCUGCAACCAGCACAGCAGCCUCUGCCACUGCUGUUGCAACCACUCCAUCCCAGCGUUCUCAACUGGAGGCAUAUUCCACUUUGCUGGCCAACAUGAGCAACCUAAGCCAGCAAGGGCACAAGGUUGAGCCACAUCUAGUCAGGACACCUGGAUUGAUCACAGCAGGGUCUCCGCCACCUACCCAGCAAAACCAAUAUGUCCACAUUUCCAGCUCUCAGAGUGCUGUCAGAAAUGUUUCUCCUCCAGCCAUCCCAGUCCAUCUGCAUCCUCACCAGACGGUGAUUCCUCACGCAUUUGCUCUUGGUCCCUCCUCCCAGGUGGUAGUGCAAUACACGGAUUCAGGUGGCCAUUUUGUCACCAGGGAGUCCACCAAGAAGUCUGAGAGCAGCCGGCUGCAGGCUAUGCAAGCAAAAGAAAUACUGAAUGGAGAAAUAGAAAAGGGUAGGCGGUAUGGCCUCUCGCCAUCCUCAGAAGUGAAUCUUGUCAAAUCUGGCAAUAAACCAUCUCCUCAUCAUUAUGAGGCCAGGCAUGUGGUUGUCCACUCGGGUCCUACUGAUUAUAUUACACGGGAUUCCUCCAGUGUCCGGUCCUCUAUUAUGGUUGUCCCUAACAAUAACACAACUACUGCAGACAUGGAAAUCCAGCACGGCAGCAAUCGAGAAACACCUCCUUCAGUCCUCAAUGAAAAGGGAAGCUUGCAUUUAGGAAAAACAGCCCACCGCUCCUAUGCUUUAUCUCCACAGCAGACUAUGGGUCAUGAAGGGGUGAAAACAGUUGCCACUUUGUCGCCUCACACAGUCAUUCAGACCACCCACAGCGCCUCAGAGCACCUCCCCGUUGGGUUGCCAGCUGCGGCUUUCUACACAGGGACUCAGCCACCAGUCAUUGGCUACCUGAGCAGUCAACAGCAAGCCUUUGGUUAUCCUGGAAGUCUACCACAGCACCUAGUAAUACCUGGAACCCAGCCCCUAUUAAUACCAGUAGGCAAUGCAGAUAUUGACUCAUCAGGGGUACCACCUUCUAUGGCCACAUCAUCUCCACAGCUGGCGGCAGUACCUCACACGUUUGUCACAACCACCAUUCCAAAAAGUGAGAAUUUCAAUGCCGAGUCACUCGCAAGUCAGCAGGCUUACCAGGCAGCCGUGGUGCAGGCUCAGAUCCAUCUUCCCUUGGUCCAGUCAGUUCCUUCUUCGGCAACUGCUCCUCCAACACUGCCUCCUUACUUCAUGAAAGGGUCUAUCAUUCAGUUGGCCAAUGGGGAACUAAAGAAAGUAGAAGAUUUAAAAACAGAAGACUUUAUACAGAGUGCAGAAAUUAGCUGUGACCUGAAAAUAGACUCCAGCACCGUGGAAAGGAUUGAUGAUAGCCAUAACCCAGGCAUUGCCAUGAUACAGUUUGCAGUUGGAGAGCACCGGGCACAGGUGAGCGUUGAAGUCUUGGUAGAAUAUCCUUUUUUUGUAUUUGGACAAGGUUGGUCAUCCUGUUGCCCCGAGAGAACGAGCCAGCUCUUUGAUCUGCCGUGCUCCAAACUCUCCGUUGGGGAUGUCUGCAUAUCACUUACACUCAAGAAUCUGAAGAACGGCUCCAUUAAAAAGGGCCAGUCCAUGGACUCAGCUAGCAUCUUGCUGAAGCACUCUAAGAAUGACAGUCUGACUAGUAGUAGACAUCGGUAUGCGGAGCAGGAAAAUGGUAUUGAUCAGGGAAGUGCAAAGAUGUCAUCCGAGAAUGGUGAACUGAAGUUUCCAGACAAAAUAGGAUUGCCCGCAGCGUCUCUUCUUACGAAAUCGGAACCCAGCAAGCCCACAGCAACCAGGAAGAGGAGGUGGUCAGCCCCAGAAUCCCGAAAGCUCGAGAAGUCAGAAGAGGAACCGCCGUUGACUCUUCCCAAACCUUCUUUUAUUCCUCAGGAGGUUAAGAUUUGCAUUGAAGGGCGAUCUAACGUAGGCAAGUGAAGUCUGUUUAGGGAAACGAAAUUAGGCUAUCCCUUGUCAUUUUUAUCCAGAUUACUGUACUGUAGGCUAAAAUAACCCAGUAUUUACAUGUUAUCUUCUUAUUUUAGGUUUAUGUUAUAACCUUGUUGUUAUAGUUGCAGCUGGUAUUAUGCAGGAGACUGGUGCAUACUUCCCCCUUACCUACCCACCCACCCACCCCCAAGUGUUCAUCAGUGAUUAUUUUUUAUCAAGAGCUACAGAAAGGUCAGGUUCUGCGUCAUCCCCACCCUUUGUGGAAGCAAAUGUUGUCGCGGCUCUUGUUUUCCAGCACUUCAAGCAGAGUAAGCCUCAGCUUUCUGCGAGGAAGAAAUGGGAACUGUAGCAGAGAUGAACACUAUUGCUCAAUUUCAGCAAGAGGGUGGGACUGGAAGAUCCACCAUUUUUGAUAGUUCUCUCAAUAGGCAACUUUUGGGCAUUCAGUCCAGAAGUAAGAACAGAGAACUCAACAGUCUCUGAGGCUUUGCACAAUAAGACCACCUUUUUAAGUUUCCCCAUCUUCGCCACAUGUUUUUCUGAAUCCCCAACCCCAUCCGUCACCCUGCAAUAGGGGUGUCUUGACUGCACUAUUUUUUAUUAUUAUUAUUGUUAUUGUUAUUAUUAUUCUCCUCAGAGACUGCCACAUGGAGAUUUUAUUUUCAGUUGCUAGUCCAGCUGCAUAGCAAAGGUGUAGCAAUGUUGUUUUGCAAACAUUGAGGAUUUCUUUAAAAGCAGGACAUUGUUGCCUCAGGCCUAGCGAGUGUCAAAUCGGAGAGACACCACCCUCACUAGAGCCCACUAGAGCUCUCCAUUACGUGUGCACAGGGUUAAAGGAAACCGAGUUGGAUAAAGUUACUUUUUGGAUUAGAGUUCUCAGAAGAGUCCAGUCAAUGUGGAUACUAGCCAUACUGCCUAGAAAGUUCUGGGAACUGCAAUCCAAUGAAGCAACUUUUCCAAGUUUGGCAGAGAUCUAUUGAGUGUUGCCACUGACAUUUGCUUCCACAAGGCAAAUAUGCACUGCCCCUUUGAGAGAGAAUGAACAGAAAAGCUGUUUGCAUUUAAGUUGCAAAUCUUUGUCUUUUAACUCUAGUACUGUUUUAGUUCCAUCUUGACUAUGGACAACUAGUGCCACUUUUUUUCAAAUUUCAGUGUGACACAAGGAAGUGGAUGUCGAAGAUGAACAUAGAAUGUCUUUAAGCACUUACAAUGCUGUUCACACUUUUGUUGCUGAGCAUCCUGGCUUAAUACUCGGCAAGUACUGUAUCUCACUUUAAUCUCUUUGAUGAGAGAGGAAAAAAGCAAAGAAAGAAACUGAUUUCUUCAACACUGUUAACUACAUGCAAGCUUAUGUAGAGGUUUCUCACAAGCAAGAUGUUGAAAGUUUUUCAUGUGAUUUCAAAGGGAUGAAUGUGAAUUAUGAACUGGUCUGUGACAGUCAUUGUCCACAAGGACUACUUAAUAGGAGGCACUUUUAAAACUUUAAUGCUUGUGAAAGAGUUAAAGGCAUAUGCGAGCUGACAGAUAAUAAAAGAAUUAAGAGAGAGUCUAAAAGAAAGAAGAAAAAUCAUUAUUGUCCAGUGUUUUUGAAAAAAAAAAGAUGGACUUUAAAGAAUCUUGCAAUUUGCACAUCUUGAGUUUAUCAUUUGCGUGGUAUUCCUGCAGUUUUUACCUAAUAAUUUUUGGGGAAGGGAGAGGGACUGAAAAAGCUUAAACAAAUGUAGCAAUUACUUACUAACCUGCCUAAUGUCUAGACCAUUUUUGUAGGGUUAGGUUUCCUUUCAACCUCUUUAUUUUCUUUCUACCAUAUCUGUCAUCCUGAACCAGGACGGACUCUGAGAAUUUCUCUUCAGAUUUUGCUGAGUUUUCCAUAAGAGUCACUUUGACAUGGAAGCAAGUUUUGGUUUUUGAUUUUAAUUCUAAUCCAUUGUUAUUUUAUUGUUGUGAAUAUUACUUUUUCUUACCUUGAAUAACUUCUUUUCCAUUAUUAGUAGAUGUCAAAGUUUGGUACAAAACAGGACGAUGGGUAGAAGGUUUACCCAGUUAAGCUCUUUUAUUAUUGGUGUUGUUACUGUUCCCAGAAAUCUGAAACAAAAUUGAGAGUGGAUCCAGAGAUCCCAACUCCUGCUGAUUCUGUGGCUUCCAUCUUGAAAUCCGUUCCCAAUGAAUAGCCACAUUAAAGCCCUGGUGACUACUCACACAGAGAAGUGAUAUAAUAAUACCAACCUGUGAAAAAAAAUCAGAUCACUGAACGUACAGCCUACUUUUAAAUCCAGCUAAUGAAAUUACUGCAUUCAUUUCUAAAGAAUUAAAUUAGGGUCACUUGAUGAGAGGUAAUUGGCAUUUUCACAUAUGAAACUUCAUUUGGGUUCUCUUUGAAUUGGUCUGUAAUGUGAAUAUAAAAUCCAUGUUAGCAUGUUUUGUCCAUGUUAACCUUGUUCACUUGUGGUACAAAUAUACUAGAGGCUCAAAUAUUGUAUCUUGUGUGAAAAUGAUGCAAGAAUGUGUCUGUGUUAGUUCCAGCUUAUCAGGGGUAGGUGAGCGAGCAUGACUCUUCUUCUUUCCCCAUUUGCAUUGGCUUUUGGAAGUCAUCUGGGGUGAGGAAGGUAGAUGAAAGGGCAUGUUGCCGGUACAAAUAAAGGCUGUUUGCCCAUAUUUCUUUCCCAUGAUCAUUCCACUUGCCCUAAGGUAGCCACUCUCCUCAAUGUGGCCUUCUUUGGGGAAUGAAUGAAGCUGAAAUAGAGAAUUUGCACAUCUCUGUUACUCAAGUGAAGGGUAAACAUCUAAAUUUGCCUAGAUUCAAUCAAUGUUUAGUUGACUUGCCCGGCAAGAAUUCAUCUCUCUUGAUCAAGACUUUGACCCUGAAUGCGGUCCUGCUGGUUGCACUGGGAACCUGUUAAUCAGAGGCCCUUUGAAAUCAAGAAUCUAAAUUUUAGAAAUCAGAACUGAUCCUAAAAGCAAAUUCCUCCAAAUGUUCAUUUUCCUUCCCUAGUUCCUUAUGAAUAUUUCAAAAGGAAAAUGACUCCCAGUCUAUCUCCCCCCUUCAGUUCUUAUGUCUCUUUGUUACUUGAACCUUAGCUCACACCAGAACUAAUCAUUUUUGUACCAUUUUCUGGGGUGCACCAAAAAUGUGUUUAAGUUUGAAAAUAGCUUGAAAUCUUUCUUGAAUUGUUGUUGUUAUAACCUCUCAGUAAUUCACCAAAUAGCUGAGCAGGUUCCUUCUUACAAUCAUAUGGCUUAUUUAGUGCUGUAAUUUUUUUUCAACUUUUCUGCUCAGAGAACUUUGCUUAAUCUUCCAUAAACUCUGCUCAGGGCACUUUCCAUUUAUUGUUUUUUGGAGUUUUAUUUUGGCUUUUUUGUUUUGUUCUGGGUUUUUUUGUUUUUGUUUCAAUCUCUGAUGGUGAGAAGAAUAGAAAGACACGGGACAGAAUUCCCUAUUUUGUUCCCAUCAGUACCACUAUUCUCAUGUGUACUUAGAGAGCAUCAUUCAUAUAAGGAAGCAGGGAUUUUGGAACUGACCGCACCUAGUAGACACUAAAAAGUAAAAACUAGUAAUAUAAAGAUUGGAGCAAUAGGAAUGUAUUUGUUCUCUGCUUGCAUUGCAGACUUAGAAUCCUGCAAUUGCAGCUCUUUUUCCAAACAUUAUUCCCUUUUGUUGUGCUUUUGCUUUUUUAGCAUGUGCAAUAUUUUAUGUGCCAAUUUAGAUUCAUCCAAUUGGUGAUAGGUAAACCCUUUCCCUGCCAUUUUUGUGUGUGGAAUCUAGGGCCUUAUACUCCCUUGGUCCAUGAUGGGGACAUGAUGUCUCCAUAUGCCAAAAAUUCUGGCACCCAUGGAGUGAGGGCUCUAUAAAGCUCUUAUCUUAGCCUACAUGGCCUCUAUGUUUAAAAAACAAACAUCCAGUGGAGAAAAACAUAUUAAAUCAUACCCUUCCCUCAGAGGAUAUUAAAGAUGAAAAGGAUUACUUGGGAUGGGACAAAUUCUGUGAAAAUGAAUGAUAUACAAAUCAGUAAUUGGGCCCUUUUGGGUGGUGCAAAUAACGUUCUACAAAGUUGCCAGCAUUGUUCUAUUUUGCACCUAUUAACUAUGAGUGAUUUUUACCUUGCAUUGAAAAAGGAGAUAAAUACCCCUUUCAGAGGCGCACACAUGCCCUCUGUUUCUGAACAAUCUGUGAUUGAGGAAAGGUUACUUCUGGAUAUGGGUGGGUUUGUUUGUUUGUUGGGUUAGAUGCACAGAGGAGUGGUAGUUCCAUUCCCAAUACCCUUUUCCAAAUUCUGGUUUCCAAAUUCUGCCUCAUCCUUGGAACACCCGGAGUCACGCUUUUCAGUUGAAAACAUGAACUAGUCAAUUUGUGGUCUAAUUCUGGGGAUUCUCACAUUUUCCAUUUCCCAAAAUGAUCCUACGUAAAUUCAGGUCCUGUUGAUGUCCACCAUAGAAGGUUGUGUAGUUCCUAUGUCCUCAAGAACAACUGGAUGAGAAAUAUGAGCCUUGCGCUCUAAAGUGCCAUAAUUUCAUUUGGGAAAAAUAAUAUAAUUUCACAAAGAAUAACUCCACCAAUAUUCUUGGAACUGUCCUUCUAAAGUUCUGCUUCACGGAAUCAUUCCCUUCCCAUUUCUCCCUGUGGGUUAAAUAGCAAUGAAAAAUUACAGAAAACAUUUGAAGAUCAUUCAGAUAAAUCACAUUGCAAGAGGCCUGCAUACAGUGUCCACAUGGCAAUAUUAACUGACUCAAGUUGUGUAUUUUUUUCCUUUGUUUUUGUACCAGAUCUGUUUUAGUUUACAAUGAAACUCAUACAAUCACCAAUAAAAUUAGUCAGGGCAAAGAAAAAAAAACAGAACCUCUUUAUAGGAAUUUCUAAAUAAAUAUAUCUAUAUCUAUAUAUCUAUAUCUAUAUAUAAUGACUGUUCCUCAUAGUGUUUAACUUAGGCAUCAUUUCAGUUUGUCUGGGCCACAUCAUGAGGGUUUCAGAAUGCAAUGUCACUUACCUUGUAUCCUGUAAGUUAAACAUGGAUUAUUCUUACUUUAAAAAAAAACCUUCUUUCUCUCUUUCCCAUUUUCCUACCCUAUUUUGGAAAAAAUGCAUGUCUUACCCAUCUGUUUUAAUCCUGAUGUUGCUUUUAAAUUUGUUGGGGGGCGGGGCACUGAUGCAGGAAGUGACAUCACUAUUAUUGUUUCCCUAAAUCAAGGAACAUUUGGAAACCUUUCACACCUCUUACUCAGGGAUGGGGCUGGUGUAUGUGUGGUACACUGAUGUGACCAGAAGGAGCACUUUUACUGCUCUGGAGUAGGGAUGUUCAAUUCCAAGGAGAAGUUUGGAUUUCCUGCAUGGUCAUGUAUUAACUUCCCAGAUCGAUCACAUAGAUUGCAAUAGGAAGCAGCAGAUCUAGUGUGAACUGGAGCUUUUGGUUAUGGAUAAAAUUCAUGAUAUGCACAGUGACUUGUGUUUCAUAGAUAAGUUGCCAAGCAAUUGGGGGGAGGGGGUUGGGGCUGGGGGAGUGACCCAUAAUAGUGAUAUUGUAUGAAUACAAAAUGAGAAUGCUAUUUUGAAGACAAUUAACUUGUAUUUCUUCUAAUUUUCAAACAUGAGUUCUUAAAGAUUUAUUUUAUGCCAUAGAUAUCCAAGUAACAGUGUUGUAAAGCCUAUUUACAUUAUCAGGGCUCCACCUUGCAAGGGAACAUUCAUGAUUUUCCCUGAUCCUUGAAAUUUGUUGGGUCACCCAUUUGAAAUUAAUCGAACUAUAUGCUUUGAAGCAUCUGAGAUACAUAUUGAUCAGUCCUGGGGCCCACUUGUGUAUAUUUCUCCUUGCGGCAUUGAAACUUUAAUCCCUUGGAGUGAUUUCAUGCAUCUGGUGGUUCAAGUAAUGGCAAACACUUCCACCUUGGUGUAGGUGUUCAGGGCUUAAAUCCAGUUGUUCGUCCCAAAUAGAGUAGCUCUUUUGAUCAAUUGCUGAAUGAAAAGUGAACCUUUAUGUAAAUCCCUUAUUUAUACCCAUUUCAGUUGAGAAAAAUAAACCUUUAUGUGUCACAUCUAAUAUGGAAUGAAAUUUGUAAACAGCAAUAUGUGACUUGCAUUCUCUCCUCCUCCUUCCCCCCAAUACCCCAAAAUCAUUACCAAUAACUAUGCUGUCUAGCCUAAGGAUAGACACUGUGGUAGUGUGAAAACAAAGGGAAAUUGUUCCAUAUGUCUGGUUUAAGCAGAAUGUGCUUAGUGCUUUUUUGAAUGCUUAUAACUCUGACAAUUCCUGAAAAAUAAGAGAAUGAAUAGUUUCCCGAACUGUGGUUGUUGUUUUUGAGAGCACAAGAAUAUUCUGUUGAUUUCCUUUGUAGUUUCCAAGAGCAGUAUUGUGGUUUUAUUUUUCCUUCUGGUAGGGAAAUUCCAAACAAGUUGCACACUUCUACUCCAGAGUUCAAUUUCUUUUACAUAGAAGACCUCGCUUCUGACGUGUUACCUUACUGAUAGGAUCUUUACUUGUAGCACUAUUAACUCGUGGGAAUAUUUUUUUAUGUGAACCUGAUUUGAUGAAAAGCUUAAAAAAACUUUUUUGAAGCACUCACAUUGAGAGGACUACAGGUAAUGUUUUAUAAAAAAAAAAUUGCACAAAAGAAACAUGAAUGUUGGAAUGAUUCAUUCAGUGUUUGAAAAGCGAUGGAUAUGUUGAAAUCGUGUGUUGUUUGUAAAAAUGAAAUAAAAGUACAAAAGCCGAGAAAGGGUGAAAGUUACAUGUUUUUUGUAUAUAGAAAACUCUCACGUCUAGAUGAUCCGAUUGUAUUGGUUCUGGCUGGAAAGACUAGUUGAUUAAUAGGUUUUUCAAAGACAAAUAUGCUUACUUCUACACUUGCUUUACAUGACUCCCGUCAUUGGGGAAGGGGAGAAUGAUUCACAAGAAUACCAUUAUUUCCCCAGGCUGGAUUUAAACCUUGAAUAUGGUUGGGGUGUCUUUACUCCUUCUAGGGAUGGUGACUCACAUCUUUUGCACUUUCUGUUUCUUAAAAUAAAACACAAAGGGCAAUCCAAAGAAUUUAGUUGGCAAACAAGAAGUGUUUCUUGCAAGGGAUAUCAACAGCCAACAAAAGAGAAGUUGGAAACAGCAUUUUGUCUCAUGUAAUCCACAUUUCCCCCCAUCCUCUUCAUUUAUACCUGGAAGUGUUAAAGACAUGAUUUUAGUUAUUCUAGGAGUUAUCUGGAGAGUUUAAAUUAUGUUUCGUUUGGUAUAGAAAUGAACUUUAUUGCCACAUCAAAAAUGAAGGGAACUUUGGAGUAUAGGUUUAAGGUAGGGCUCCAAAAUACACGAAGUCUUUAAAGUGGUGGCGGGGGUGCCUUUCUGAUGGUUGUUUGAAUCCUUCUCUCCUCCUCCCUUGCAGCCUAUAGUAAUAAUCCACGUUUCCGUUUCAGCAUUCAAUGCGGAAGGGAUAUAAUUCUCUAAUAAAACGACCCCUUCAGGUGCAGAAAGAUGGCCUCUCUCAUAACAAAAUGAAGCAGUGUUUCUACGUACAAUACAUAUUGCAAGAACUCUGUGGUUUUUCUCAUUGUUAUCAGAAAGGACUUGAGUCUUCCACUGAGCAUUAAUCUGAAGCUUCUUCUGUGGUUGCUUUUGUUUGUUCGUUUUCAUUUGCUUGAUUAAAGCUCUUACUCCCUUUUCCUCCGCCAUACAGUAGGCAGCCAUUGGAGGUGUUCUCUGCAAUAGACUUGACUCACUGGUGCUGGAACUGCUGUAUGAUGCAAAUAUCGCAAGUCACUUUCAUUGAGACCUCGGACAAAUCAUAUAGACGUCCAUAUCAUAGGUACUUGCGUUUUUCCCCCAACAGUGCCAUUUGUCAACACAAUUACAUGUGUGAAAAGUCUGUUAGUGAGGUAUUGUAAAGCCACAGAAAGUUUGGAUUGAGAAAUGUUUGGUUGGAUUCUACUUUGGAUGCCAGACAAUGUAGGAUCAUCCGUUAAAUCUAUAAAGUUUGUUUCAUUAUGAAGCUGUAUUCAGAGCAAGUAGUGGUCUGCCGAUUUGCACCACCAAAGAGCUGACCACCAAGAGAGUUCUCUGAAAAUUAAAACCAUUUAUGGCAGGGAUAGGGAAUGUAGCGCUUUCCAAAUGCUGUUGAGACAGACAUUGUUAUGCAAGCUACGGCAGCAGUCCAGUGACAUCUGGACAGUCACUGUUUCCUCACCAAUGUACAUAAUGUGCAUUUCAUUUUCAGAGCAGUAUCUAUGUGAGGGGACGACAAUAUUGCAAAAUGGCUGCCAAUAAAUUCCCAUCCGCCCAAAGCCAAAGGAGGAGCACAGAAAGUGCAAUUAUUUAUUGACCAGAGAAAUGAUGUAAUUCUUACUUGUUGAGCGCUUAAGGCUGUAUGGAAGCGGUAAAAGAUAGAUAUUUGGAUUUAUCUACGUGGUUUUAGCUUUCAUGCUUGUAAAGUUGAUUGUCAGAUCUAAUCCACAUUCACUUGCAAAUUGUUCUGUGUAUCUGUUUAGCCCCAGAAAGACAGGCCUUAAGUAACUGAAAUGCCUCAAAAUGUUUUUGUGUGUCUGGACAAUAAAUAUCUGCAUUUAUGUAGCCAGUUGGUGGUUCUCCUCAUAUUUUCUAUUUGUACCUCAGACCUACUGCCUCUCAAGGUCAUUGUUUAGAUAUGAACCUUAGUUGUCGUCUUUCCGUCAGCUACUACAACAUAAAUUUCUAUUUAAAUAAGAUAGAAAAUCAGAAAAUACUCUUUUACCUAGUCUGUUAAACAGGUAACCUUCAGGCCCUUGCAUUCAGGCCUAAAUCUAAAAAUUAGGUCCAACUAAAGAAGACCCACUGUAUAAGUAGAAUUUACAUAAGCAUUGAUUUAAACCCCAUUGAUCCAGUGGGUCUGGUAUAACUGGAGCUAACAGCUGAGUGUUUUUUCUCAGUUUUCAUUGCGAUUUUGUGAACAUUUGGCAUAUUUCCAAGGAAAGAGGUCUCCCACAACAGCAGAUAGUUUGUGCUGGGCUUUUUCCGCUUCCUCAAGUGAUGAAAACAUACAUUUUCAAUGUCUUGCCUAGUGUUGGCCUAGGAAAAGGGGUAUAUCAUAGCUUUAUGCGGAGGUCAUAUUGGGCUGACGUGGCCAGUACAAGGAGAAAUAGGGAGGGGAUGUUUUGCACCUUAUAGAAAAGAGGAGGAGAUUUAAGUGCAUACAGACAUAGGUAAGAGCUUUUAUUGUGACAAGAGAACUUUUUCCAUAUGCGUGCAUACUCUCUGUAAUUCCAGUGUAAAAUAUUGUACUUGCACUAGCUUUUUUAAAACAAAUAUUAAAAAAAUGGAAGAAUUCAUAUUCUAUUUUCUAAUCGUGGUGUGUCUAUUUGUAGGAUACACUCGCGUCUGUUUAUUGAAUUUUAUGGUCCCUUUCUUUGAUGGUGCUUGCAGGUUUUCUAGGUAGAAAUUAUUUCAUUAUUAUAAUAAAACAAUGUUUGAUUCAAAAUUUGAACAAAAUUGUUUUAAAGAAAUUGUCUGUAUACCAGUACAAGUUUAUUGUUUCAGUAUACUCGUACUAAUAAAAUAACAGUGCCAAUUGCAAA
Messenger RNA from Anolis carolinensis (green anole), 13976 nucleotides. It is a transcript of the gene atxn1, whose product is annotated as ataxin 1. The transcript has 8 exons. Bases 2030 to 4444 code for a protein of 804 amino acids. Lineage: Eukaryota; Metazoa; Chordata; Lepidosauria; Squamata; Anolidae. Gene Ontology annotation, cellular component: nucleus. Gene Ontology annotation, biological process: negative regulation of transcription by RNA polymerase II; nervous system development. Gene Ontology annotation, molecular function: protein binding; RNA binding. The record is from RefSeq and is a predicted model, not a curated record.